GGCGGAGCGGCCUGAGGAGCCCGCGGGGAAAGCGGGCGGCGGCUGUGGGGUUUCGGCGUGUCGCGUCCCUGGGCGGCCGUGAUCCAGCGCCACCAUGCCUGCGGUGUCGAAGGGCGAUGGCAUGCGAGGCCUGGCGGUCUUCAUCUCCGAUAUCCGCAAUUGCAAAAGUAAAGAAGCAGAGAUAAAGAGGAUAAAUAAGGAACUAGCAAACAUUCGGUCAAAAUUUAAAGGUGACAAGGCUCUGGAUGGUUACAGUAAGAAAAAAUAUGUCUGCAAACUGCUUUUCAUCUUUCUUCUGGGCCAUGACAUUGAUUUUGGUCACAUGGAGGCUGUAAACCUGCUCAGUUCCAAUAGAUACACAGAGAAACAGAUUGGCUAUCUCUUCAUCUCUGUCCUAGUGAACUCUAACAGUGAGCUGAUCCGCUUAAUAAACAAUGCAAUCAAGAACGACCUGGCCAGCCGAAACCCCACCUUCAUGGGGCUUGCUCUGCACUGUAUUGCUAACGUGGGGAGCAGGGAGAUGGCGGAAGCAUUUGCUGGAGAAAUUCCAAAAAUACUUGUGGCUGGAGACACUAUGGAUAGUGUGAAGCAAAGUGCUGCUUUAUGCUUGCUACGUUUAUAUAGAACUUCUCCUGACCUUGUUCCCAUGGGAGACUGGACAUCCAGGGUGGUGCAUCUCCUCAAUGACCAGCACUUGGGUGUGGUUACUGCAGCUACAAGCCUGAUCACCACUUUGGCACAGAAGAACCCAGAAGAGUUUAAGACUUCAGUCUCUUUGGCAGUGUCUAGAUUAAGCAGAAUUGUAACUUCUGCAUCAACAGAUCUUCAGGACUACACAUACUACUUUGUUCCUGCUCCUUGGCUAUCUGUGAAACUUCUGAGGCUGUUACAGUGCUAUCCCCCUCCAGAAGACCCUGCGGUACGUGGCCGUCUAACAGAAUGCCUGGAAACUAUUCUUAACAAAGCACAGGAGCCACCAAAGUCAAAAAAAGUACAACACUCAAAUGCGAAGAAUGCUGUCCUGUUUGAGGCAAUAAGCUUAAUUAUACAUCACGACAGUGAGCCAAAUCUACUAGUCCGUGCCUGUAACCAGCUAGGUCAGUUCUUGCAGCACCGAGAAACUAAUUUGCGUUACCUAGCACUGGAAAGCAUGUGCACGCUUGCCAGCUCUGAAUUCUCACAUGAGGCUGUGAAAACACACAUAGAAACAGUUAUCAAUGCAUUGAAGACUGAAAGAGAUGUAAGUGUACGACAGAGAGCUGUAGAUCUUCUGUACGCAAUGUGUGACCGAAGCAAUGCCCAACAGAUUGUGGCUGAAAUGCUGAAUUACCUGGAGACCGCUGAUUAUUCCAUUAGAGAAGAAAUUGUGAGCUAUUUGUGUUUUCCUUAUUUUUUUCAUAGCUGGCUUUGGUACCAUAAGUAUCAUUUAUUGAUAAGGAUGCUGCAUAGAACUAGCCCUGACCUGGCUUCAUCUGAGGUAGUUUCUGAGGAACCAGCUGAUACUGUGCAUGAUGCUGAUGAGCUUUUUCACAAGUUUGUGUGUAAAAAUAAUGGAGUCUUAUUUGAAAAUCAGUUGCUACAAAUUGGCUUGAAAUCUGAAUUUCGGCAGAACCUGGGACGUAUGUUCAUAUUCUAUGGUAAUAAGACAUCAACACAGUUCUUGAAUUUUACUCCAACAGUAAUCUGCUCAGAUGACCUUCAGUCAAGCCUGAAUCUUCAGACAAAACCUGUUGACCCCACAGUAGAUGGAGGUGCACAGGUUCAACAGGUUGUGAACAUCGAAUGCGUGUCAGACUUCAUGGAAGCUCCAAUCCUGAACAUUCAGUUCAGGUAUGGUGGAACAUUUCAAAAUCUUUCAGUAAAAUUACCCAUCACACUGAAUAAGUUUUUCCAGCCAACAGAGAUGUCUUCUCAAGACUUUUUUCAGCGUUGGAAGCAACUGAGCAAUCCAAAACAAGAAGUACAGAAUAUCUUCAAAGCAAAACACCCGAUGGAUGCAGAGAUCACAAAAGCGAAGAUAAUAGGCUUUGGAUCAGCGCUGCUUGAGGAGGUAGAUCCCAAUCCUGCCAACUUUGUUGGUGCUGGUAUCAUACAUACAAAAACUACUCAGAUUGGAUGCUUGCUGCGCCUUGAACCCAACCUCCAGGCACAGAUGUACAGGCUCACACUACGAACAAGUAAAGAAGCUGUAUCUCAGAGAUUAUGUGAAUUGCUGUCUGAACAGUUUUAAUAUUAACCAUGUCAGUUUUGGUUUUUCCACUUAUAUCACUGUCAUCAUACUGCAAAUAAAUGUCUUGUACAUCACUGUCUGAGUACUGCAAUGUUAACCAAUACCAGCUCCCUGCCUUAAUAGGACUUGACCCUUGUUUAAAAUUAAGAAUAUAAAAUGUACAGUACAGGGAAGUGACUUUUUCCAUUAAAAAUGGCUUUUAGUCUGUUACACAAAGGGUGGGAGGGCUGUUUUUGCUCCUUUUUUUUGCAGAGGUCAGGCUUUUAACCUUGUUGAAGGGAAGUUGUUUUAGAUGUGGUAAUCAAGGAUUUCAGCUGGAAAUAGCUAGUAAACAUUCUGCUUCAGUACCUUUAACAGGUACUUCCUCUGCUCUGAGUUGAAAGAAACCAAUGUACUGCUGCUCAGUAAGGUUAAAUCAGAUGUUAAAUGUAGAGUCAAAACUUUGUAAAGUGAACGUUCCCACAAGUUGUCUGCUGGAUGGGAGGGCAGAUUCCAGGAUGUGUUUGAAUCUGAUUCAAGUGAACAUUUGUGUUGUGUCACCAAUCUUUGUAUUUAAAAAAUGUCACAGGACCAGAGUCUUAAAAUAUUAAUUGUGUAAUAUUUUACAUCUUAAUGUUUUCUGAUCUUUGGAAAGUGAAUUGAAAGCAAAAGCUAUUCUUAAUCCUUCUGCUUAUCUCUAAUAAUGAGAUGAGCUUCUCUGGUAGGUGGUGAAUGAGUAUAUACUUGUUCCUUGUUACUCAGUGAAGUUAAAUACUUUGUUCUCUGUUUUUUCUGUUUUCCAUCAGACUUCACAAGUAAUAGUCCUAAUGAUGUGAUACAAUUAACUGCAGGGUCUAGUAUUGUAUAAAAGAAGUGAGAGGAAAUGGGCCCUUGAAGGGCUCUAAGGCAUGCACUCUUAGAUGAAAAUGUAAUUUUAAACAAUAUUUUCUCCAGUGUACAUGAAUGGUAAAACUUAAGAGGUUGAAUAACUGAUAUCUGAACAGUUUCCUUUCUGUCAGUGGUAAAAAUGUCCAACAUGGUAUAGAAAACUUCUGUUGAAACUUAAAGUGGAAUACUCAAAAACGUCCAGGUUUUUACAACCAGAGUCUUUUUAACUUGUUUCACGUCAGCAAACUCUUCACAGCCUCUCUGCAGAAAUUUUGGCUCACACUCAAGCCUUGAGGUGCAACAAAGGCUGCAAAACCAAAGCAAGUGAGGUAGCCCAGUUAGAAACCAUGGGCAGUUGUAAGCGAGAACUACAGAUCACGAUGAACAAAAUCAUCUACUGCUGACGUGAGAAGUGAACCUCAGGUCAAGGUUUCCUCAAGGUUAUUUAAAGGCAGCCUGGGACUGGUGUCUCACACACAUACAGACAAGUGUGCCCAUGGAGUAAAGGUUUUGAGUAAGAGUGAUGACAUUGAAAAUACAUUUAAAUGAGGCUGCUGUCAUGCUGCCCAGUGCACAGCAGGGGACAGGAUUCUCCAUGAUUGAGUGUGCCUUGCUUUUUGUCUUCAGUGCUUUGAGUUUAAAUGAUGGAAUUGGGAGAUUAUAACUUGAUUUGGUUGAAGGCUAGUACUUGAGUACUUGAGUACAGGUGAAAAAUGAGGAACAAAGGUUUUGCUGUGAUGUGUGGAUUUUGGGGGAUAUGUUUUGUUUUUCCAGAAAUGGCUUGUAACUAUGGAUAUUAAGACUGAAAAUUUGGCUAAAGGCCUGGUCAUUCUGCAAAAGUUCUCUUGAACAACUGGCCCCUUUAAGGCCUUUUAAAUACUUCUUAAUUAAGACUCUUUGAUCAUAAAUAUUGUCAUUGAAAGUCUUCAUGAGCAGUUCCUGCAGUCAUGUUGGGCAGUUGCAAAAUACUAAUGGGAUAGCUUAUGUUUUUUCCUCUGGAUGGUGUAUGUCUCAUUAUUAGUCCUGUUACGUUAACCAUGCUGUCGGCUGCUACAUUACAAAUCUGAUGUGCUGAUCUAAAGGGAGUCUUAGCAAAGACAGGGGAGGAGCUUCUGUUUCAACUAUUCCAAAUCCUGUUGUAUAUCUGUCCCCCUGAAAAAUGUUCUGUGCCCUCAUUAAAGGACACCUUGAGAACUGCACUACUUUAUUUCACUCUGCUUUGGUUCAAGCUGUGCUAAAAUGUGCAUUAAAAUAUGGGAAGGAGGGAGGGGUAAGGGAAAAGUGUCUUUUCAGUGGUGACUGUGUUAAGCUUAUGACUGUUCACUCUUUAUAUUAAAUGUCAGCUCAAUGAAGCCAUGAGCAGAAAAGUGAACAAAUUGAAUACAAAUACUUUAUUUUUUUUUUUUUUUUGUUUGUGAAUGAUGGUUAACUUACCAGUGAUGUAUCCUGUCAAGCAGACAAAGUAAUUUCUGCAGUAAACAGUGUUAUUGUUUUUAAGUACAGUAUUUUCAGGCAUUGACAUGUGAAAAUAACUGAAUAGCAAAACAGGUAGCAUAUGUUCAUUCUUGACCUACACUCCAGUAUGUAACAUUUAUGGUGAUUGUCUUAUUUGUAUAAAACAAAGUUCUGUCAAAUUAAGUGGAGAAUUUUCAUAUAGAAGACUAUAUAUUAGACUAUAUUCAUCAGAAGAACGUAUUAAGAUUAAAUAAAUGAUUAGAACAGUAA
Messenger RNA from Pipra filicauda (Wire-tailed manakin), 4822 nucleotides. It is a transcript of the gene AP2A2, whose product is annotated as adaptor related protein complex 2 subunit alpha 2. NCBI's taxonomy places the organism in Eukaryota, Metazoa, Chordata, Aves, Passeriformes, Pipridae. Gene Ontology annotation, biological process: clathrin-dependent endocytosis; intracellular protein transport. Gene Ontology annotation, cellular component: membrane coat; AP-2 adaptor complex. The record is from RefSeq and is a predicted model, not a curated record. The coding region runs from base 95 to 2230 and encodes 711 amino acids. Gene Ontology annotation, molecular function: clathrin-cargo adaptor activity. The transcript is spliced from 18 exons.